UUCAAUUCCUUCCAUAUGCACUCUUACUGAAACCUACAUCAAACCCAAUCUUCUAAUCCACUGUAUUUCCUCUCAUCAAUACCAGAUUCAUCAUCGAACUUCAACAGAAAGAACGAGAUCUGUUUCUUUCUUCGUCUGUUCAGAUUCAUCAUCGCCCAUCGAUGACUGCUACUGAUAGUUAGGUUGAUGGUUUGGGGAAGAAAACGAUACAGUACUUAAUUUUUUUUUUCUGUUCACAAAGAAAGAGGACAGAGAUAUAGAAGACGAGGAUAUUUUUAGUAGAUAAAGGCCACGUGUUUGUUUUUGUCCACCUGUACGAAGCAGCUGACUCAGCUAACCGGGUUUUGAUGGAAAAAGUGACGAGGAGGUUUUAUUAAUUUUUGUUGUGUAGCGGAGGUAACUCAAAUUAUGAUCUUCGUCAGGGAAGAUCCAGAUUCACUCAUGGAGGUUUCUCAAGGAGGACCAGAGAGAGAUAAAGGGAGUUCAUCUCCUUCCCCUACAGCGGUUGUAUCCAAUUUCUGGAGAGACUUUGAUUUAGAUAAAGAGAGGAGUGUGCUGGACGAGCAGGGUUUAAGGAUAGCUGAAAAUCAGGAGAACAGCCAGAAGAAUAGACGGAAGCUUGCGGAAAGUACACGAGAUUUCAAAAAAGCUUCUCCUGAAGAUAAGUUAAGUCUGUUUAACUCUUUACUUAAGGGCUAUCAAGAAGAAGUUGACAAUCUUACGAAGAGAGCAAAAUUUGGAGAGAAUGCUUUUCUAAACAUUUACCAGAAAAUAUAUGAGGCGCCAGAUCCUUAUCCUGCUCUUGCUUCUAUCGCCGAGCAAGACUUGAUUUUGUCAGAACUGCAGUCUGAAAACCAUAAAAUGAAGGUUGAACUUGAAGAAUUCAGGACUGAAGCUACUCAUUUGAAAAAUCAACAGGCAACAAUAAGAAGACUUGAGGAGCGCAACCGUCAAUUAGAACAACAGAUGGAGGAAAAGGUGAAGGAAAUUGUUGAAAUUAAGCAACGCAGCUUGGCAGAAGAGAAUCAGAAAACACUGGAAGUCCUCAAGGACAGGGAGCGGCUACUGCAGGAUCAGUUAAGACAGGCCAAGGAAAGUGUUUCUAAUAUGCAAAAAUUACAUGAGUUUGCCCAGAGCCAGAUGUUUGAACUUCGUGCUCAAUCAGAUGAAGAAAGAGCAGCUAAACAGUCAGAGGUCAAUCUCCUUAUGGAUGAAGUUGAACGUGCUCAGACUCGGUUGCAUAGUCUAGAAAGGGAGAAGGGGAUUCUCCGUUCCCAACUACAAACUACUAACGAGGAAAAUGGAAAUAAGAACAGUGACAACUUGGACUCCAACACUAUGCUUGAGAACUCAUUGAGUGCAAAAGAGAAAAUAAUCUCGGAACUGAACAUGGAACUCCAUAAUAUGGAGACAACCUUGUCGAGUGAGCGAGAGCAACACAUUAAUGAUAUCAAGAAGUUGAAUGGGUUGCUAAGGGAAAAGGACAUCAUUAUUGAGAAUAUCAAGAAAGAGCUUCAAGCAAGGCCGGCAACAAAAUUAGUUGAUGAUCUGCGUAAGAAAGUCAAAAUUUUGCAGGCAGUGGGAUAUAAUUCAAUUGAAGCCGAAGAUUGGGAAGUAGCUACGGAUGGAGAAGAAAUGAGCAAGUUGGAGUCAAUGCUUCUUGACAAGAAUCGUAAAAUGGAACAUGAACUCACACAGCUAAAGGUCAAACUUUCUGAGCAAUCAACUUUGCUGGAAACGGCUGAACAGAAGGUUGCAGAGCUAGUUGCAAAGGUGAACGAACAGCAAAGGUUAAUAUCGAAGCUGGAAGAUGAUAUAUUGAAGGGUUACAACUCUACAGAUCGAAAAGGUACCCGGUUUGAUGAAUGGGAUCUCCACGAUGUAGGUGCAGCCGAGCUUUCUGAGAAUGCAGAACAAAAGCACAUAGCAUCAGAUCAAGAUCAAAACUCAAUGCUCAAGGUAAUCUGCAAUCAGCGAGAUAGGUUCCGCACUCGUUUGCGAGAGACGGAAGAGGAAGUUAGGCAGUUGAAGGAGAAGAUAGGGGGCCUGACGGUAGAACUUGAAAAAACCAAAGCUGAUAAUGUAAAACUAUAUGGAAAGAUCCGUUAUGUUCAAGACUAUAGUCUUGAAAAAUUAGUAUCCAGGGGAGCAAGGAAGCAUUCAGAAGACUUGGAGAGUGGCUUCAGCUCAGACUUUGAAUCCAAGUACAAAAAGAUAUAUGAGGAUGAUAUAAAUCCUUUCGCCGCUUUUUCAAGAAAGGAAAGAGACCAAAGGUACAAGGAAUUAGGUUUCAGGGAUAAAAUCACUCUGAGCAGUGGCCGUUUUCUUCUUGGCAAUAAGUAUGCUAGAACAUUUGUGUUCUUCUACUCCAUAGGAUUGCAUCUCUUGGUGUUUGCGUGUCUGUACAGAAUGUCUGCUAUAAGUGAUCUAAGAACAUCCGCGCAUGACUAGUUCAGCUCUAUCAGAACCUCUCCCUCACGUAUGUACACACUUUAUCCACAAAUAAGAAGAUAGGCCUAAAGUGUUAGUUCAGUAAUUGUGGCUUUGUAAUAGAUCACGGAUAGUCAAGGUUCGCGAAUUAAGUAUAUUACCCUUACAGUGUAUAUAGGCAAAUGCAACAUGCAUCAUCCUUUCCUUGUUUGUUUUCUAGUUUUUGACACUUUACGGAAGAGCUGUUUUUGCUUUUCUGCAAAUUAAAGUAGAUCAUGCACUUCCUUAUAUCGUAUAGCAAAUUAAAGUAGAUCAUGCACUUCCUCAUAUCG
Papaver somniferum (opium poppy) is the source of this 2762-nucleotide messenger RNA. Its product is annotated as protein CASP-like. Lineage: Eukaryota; Viridiplantae; Streptophyta; Magnoliopsida; Ranunculales; Papaveraceae. The record is from RefSeq and is a predicted model, not a curated record. Bases 409 to 2451 code for a protein of 680 amino acids. Gene Ontology annotation, cellular component: Golgi membrane. Gene Ontology annotation, biological process: intra-Golgi vesicle-mediated transport. The transcript is spliced from 21 exons.